AUGGUGAAGCCUGGGGAGGGUACGGGAGAAGAGGAACAUGCCUUCGAGCCAUUCCAGGGGGCCACUGUUUUCUCCAAGUUGGACCUGCGGAACGCCUACCAUCUGGUGUGGAUACGGGAAGGGGAUGAGUGGAAGACUGCCUUCAACAUGGCCAGCAGUCACUACGAAUAUCAGGUCCUCCAGCGCCUCCUGGAGAACCAGCUUUUUGUGAAAGCGGAAAAGUGCAAAUUCCAUCGAUCCACCAUCCCCUUCCUUGGUUACAUCAUCGCUGCGGGGAAUGUACAGAUGGAUCCCAGAAAGCUGCAUCCCUGCGCCGCCUUCUCCCAUCGUCUUAACGCCACAGAGAGGAAUUACGAUGUGGGGAAUCGUGAGCUUCUAGCGGUAAUGAUCGCAUUGGAGGAAUGGAGGCACUGGUUGGAGGCGUUCCCAGCCGAACCCCGGGGGUCUUUACCACCGAUGUGCUCGGGACCCACCGAGAUCAGAGACACAUUUAAGUACAUCAACACGGUAGUAUCAUGUCUCGUGUUUGUUGUCGGUAUUAUCGGGAACUCCACGCUCCUCAGAAUCAUUUACCGGAACAAGUGCAUGCGCAACGGGCCCAAUAUUCUCAUAGGCAGCCUGGCGCUGGGAGACCUGCUGCACAUAGUGAUUGAUAUUCCCAUUAACGUGUACAAGCUCCUAGCGGAGGACUGGCCAUUUGGUGUGGCUCUGUGUAAACUGGUGCCUUUUGUCCAGAAAGCUUCAGUGGGCAUUACUGUGCUGAGCCUGUGUGCUCUGAGCAUCGACAGGUACCGAGCAGUAGCGUCGUGGAACCGUAUCAAGGGGAUCGGUGUUCCCAAGUGGACGGCUAUAGAGAUCGCAUUCAUCUGGCUGCUGUCCAUCCUGCUGGCUGUCCCUGAAGCUAUAGCCUUCGACAUGAUCGCCAUGGACUACAAAGGAGAGCACCUCCGCAUCUGUCUGCUACACCCCAUGCAGAAUUCAGACUUUAUGAGGUUCUAUAAGUCAGCUAAGGACUGGUGGCUGUUCAGUGUGUAUUUCUGCCUGCCUCUGGCCGUUACCGCCGUCUUCUACACCCUGAUGACUUGUGAGAUGCUGAGGAAGAAGAACGGAGUCCAGAUCGCCCUGAGUGACCAUCUCAAACAGAGGCGUGAGGUGGCUAAGACAGUGUUCUGCCUGGUGUUGGUGUUUGCCCUCUGCUGGUUGCCUCUCCAUCUCAGCCGCAUCCUCAAGCUCACCAUCUAUGAUGAGAAAGACCCUAACCGCUGUGAACUGCUCAGUUUCUUCUUGGUUCUGGACUACAUCGGGAUCAACAUGGCGUCUCUUAACUCCUGCAUCAACCCCAUCGCUCUCUACAUGGUCAGCAAGCGUUUCAAGAUCUGCUUCAGGUCAUGUCUGUGUUGCUGGUGUCUGCCAGCUGAGAUGUUGAUGGAUGAGAAACAGUCCUGUAUGAAGCUCAAAGUCUCAGACCGGGCCUCUGACCAGAGCAACUCACGCGCUACUAACAAGUACACUUCAGCAUGAGAGGGGCCCUGCGCAGUGCAGAGAAGUACUCAACGAAGUAACCUAUGAUCUACCUUAAAGGACUAAUUGAAGAUCAGUCAUAUAACCUGAUUCUGACUUAAACCAUUAUGACAAGGUUAUAUGAAGUGCCCUUAUUCAGGUAUAGUUGAUGUAGUUUUAAACCACUUGGAGAAAAUAAGUGCCCUAAUUCAGUAAAGUCUCCUCUGACUGGAGGGUGAAGUACUCAAGUACACUUUGAGUGUU
Messenger RNA from Salvelinus namaycush (lake trout), 1764 nucleotides. RefSeq names its product endothelin receptor type B-like. Gene Ontology annotation, biological process: enteric nervous system development; vasoconstriction; G protein-coupled receptor signaling pathway. The record is from RefSeq and is a predicted model, not a curated record. The transcript is spliced from 12 exons. Gene Ontology annotation, molecular function: endothelin receptor activity. Lineage: Eukaryota; Metazoa; Chordata; Actinopteri; Salmoniformes; Salmonidae. The coding region runs from base 1 to 1521 and encodes 506 amino acids. Gene Ontology annotation, cellular component: membrane.